AUGGGCGCAAAUUUGAUCUUCUUCCGCUAUGUUUUCCUCUUUCUCGUGGCCAGAUUUCUAGUGACUGAAGCUGCAGAAUAUAACCAUUUGUUGGUUGGCGAUACGCUUAAAAUUGGCGAAAAGCUGACGGAAGGUAAUUAUAACUUGAUUAUGCAACCAGAUUGUAAUCUUGUCCUCUACCAAGAAAACCCAAACGAAACAGUAUGGUCCAGCAAGACCGCCGGCCAGGGCAAUAUGUGCGCGGCAACUUUGAAGACCGAUGGAAACUUUGUCAUCACUGAUAAAAACGGAACUGUCGUAGGGCUAACUGCAACUAACAAUACAGGGAGUUUUUAUGUUUUUGUUCUGCAACGAAAUCGCAACGUUGUGCUCUACAGUAAGGCGAUAUGGAGUUCGGUGACAAAUAUUGAUGAUCAGUCUUCUGGAUCAAAUAACCAAGCGAUAGAAUGGCGUUGGUUGAAGGGACUGAUGCUUUUGGUGGCUUGCAUUUGUGCGAUACUGUUCUAA
Molecule: messenger RNA, 507 nt
Organism: Dendrobium catenatum
Lineage: Eukaryota; Viridiplantae; Streptophyta; Magnoliopsida; Asparagales; Orchidaceae
Product: mannose-specific lectin-like
Exons: 1
Coding region: 1-507 (168 amino acids)
Source: RefSeq, a predicted model, not a curated record